CCAGGGAUCGAACCCGUGUCCCCUGCAUUGGCGGGCAGAUUCUUAACCACUACGCCACCAGGGAAGUCCCAACAAGAUAGAUUCUUUUUCCCCCCCUCAGGUAGGUAACUCCAGAAGUCAUUAGGUCCCCAAGAUGCUUUUGCUUUUGUGUGUGGACUCUAAACUCAUGGUUCAAAAUUGCUGCCAGAGCUCCUGCCAUCACUUCUGCAUUCCAGGCUGCAGGACGGAGAAAGGGCAGAAGAGUGUACCUCCCUCAUGGGAGACUUUUCGGACUUUCUGAUUGUAUUUAAUUGACCAGAACUUGGUCACAUUGCUAUACCUAGCUGCAAAGGAACCUGGCGAAUAUAUCAUUUUUUCACUCAGAAACAGAAUUCUCUGCAACUGCAUUCAGCCAUUCCUCACAUACCUCUAUCUCUCUGGGUCCACUUCUCUUGAGAUUACUAGCAAGGGUAUUCUCUGCUUUGUGUAUCUUUUCUGUAUAGUUCCUUUAUUCAUACUUUCGGCUUCCUCAUACAUUUAGGUUCCUAUGAUUCUUCAUGGUCGUGAAGUUACUUAAUGCCUUUGUUUUUUGUGUUCUCUCAGCUUCACUUCCUGCUUCUAACUGCUUCAUCUUCUCAGUACUUUUCCAUUCAUAUCUUGGAGCGUGCGAAUGAUUGGUCUAGGCUAGCCUAGCUCUUCCUGCUGGGCCCCUCCGUGGUUGUUGGCCAGCUGGAGGACGGACGGCCUGCUAAUUUAAUCAGCUGUGGCUAUCUUGCUUAUGGGUCUUUUUAUCUGCAAGUGUGUGGAGGCAGAGCAGGCUUUAUAAUGGGACCAGCAUGCUUGCUCCUUCACAAAUGGAACUUCCUUUGGCAGUGAGUUAGAGAUAAAUCUUAAAAUGAUAAGCCUUAAAAUUAACAAUCUUAACAUGAGUGAAUUUUAGAUAGUGUGUAGAUAGUCAACAAGUAUCAGUAACUAAUGUCUGAUUGAGAAGUGAUUAUUUAAAAGUACAGGAGGGUAUUUAAGGCAUACACCAGGAUCCCUCAAAUGCUUGCAUAUCCUGUGAUAUUUCUUGCUUUUAUUCAUGUUGUCACUUUCAUCUGGAAUGAUCUUUUCCUCUUCCGUUACUCCCUUUCUCCUAGCUAACUCCCAAUCUUUUAAGACUAUUUGGGGAUCCGCCCCCUACACAGUCUUUCUGACACUCCUGUAAUGGGUUCCGUGCUCCUACUCAGUUUCUCUAAAACCCUUUGUGCAUACCUCUUAUUAUGCUGGACGUGUUUAUCCUGCCGUUCUCUGUCACAGGUCUGUUAAAUAACUGCUCUCUCCUGAGCUGGAAGACUGUUGAUGCCAGGGUUGGUCUUAUUUAUCGUUGUAUGUCUAAUAUCUGCUUGCCUAGCAAUGCCUGACACAUUAGUGAUGCUCAGCAAAAAUUUUUUUCUUUUUCUUGGAUUGAAAUUUUUUUUUAUCCUCAGUUCAUGACAAAAAGUAAAAGGAAUAAAUUUGCCAAGGUGAAUUGAACUAAUUAUUUUAAUCUGGUAAAUUAGAAGGGCAUUUCUUUCCUGCUUCCAAUUCUUCUUUAAUCAGAAUUUUCAGAAGGAGAACUGUUCUUAUCUUCAGUAUUGGGCCAAGAUUCUGCUCUUGUUUAGAAAUUACACAUGGCUUUUAGUGCCAUUUUGCAGAAGAUUGGCUAAAAUUUUGCUGGCUUGAGAUCUAUAGAUUCCGAUAUGACUGUUUAUGUUUGUGUUUGAUUUUUUUGCUAGGUGACUUUUCAAAUCUCUGAGAUUAUUUCUGCUAGAUGUCUUUUCAAAUAUUUGCGUUUGAAUUUCACAGAGAGAUAUGUGCUGAAGUUAUUUUUUAACAGGUGAGGGCAGUGAUUCCUUUUUGGAUUACUGGUUGAACACUUACAUACUUCAUCCCUGGACAGUUGUAGAUUGCUUGGGAAGUAUAGAUGCUCUUGGGAUGAUGGUGGUACCGUUACAAUUGAAAACAUUUUGGAAAAUGCCGAAAGACCAGUUUUGCUAGUUUUGCUUUAGACGUAAAUGUGUCUUUCCAGGUUGAUUAUCACUAUCCUUUUUCCUAGUCUGAGGAAGCUAUAACUUAGAUGUUGAGGAGAAAACUCCUCCACGUUUUGUAAACAAAAAUUCAUUUUAUUUUGUAAAUACAAGUUUGAGUUUUUUAGAAAAGUUAACUUAUUUCCCAUUGGGGAAAGUAACCUUUCGAGUGUGCCAAGGGAGUUGUUAAAUAAUUCACUGUUAAUGUUUUCAGCGGCUACACUAACAGAAGGCGAUGCGGGUUCUGAAGUCCGUGGCGUUCCCAAAGGUUUGUUUCUGUGUCUGGAGGAGUGACUACAGCAUAAUGACAGACGUAAUCUUUACUCAGAGAUGAUUCCACCCACUCAGGACUCUGGAGCACCUACGCACCUUGGAACGCACUGAACCGGUCUUCUCUCCACAGUUUCCCAAAUCCUGCACCUUUGCCUCCAGCCCACUUGUUUUGGGAUGCUGUCAAGAGAAAAUGCUAGAUCUUAGCUUUACUUGGGAGUAGCUAAUCCAGGCAUGGGCCUCAUUUCAAGGUGAUUUACUGCUCUCCCUACCCCCAUCUUGUCACCCAAGUUCUAACACACACCCGUGGUACUCAGAAGCGUUGACUUGGCUAUAUUAACCUUUUAUUUUCAUCACAUGCAAAAUUACAGAGGAGAAAAUAAGGAAACAUGGCUGUCACCUUGCCCUAUAUCAGAAUGAGGGAUUGCAUGGCACCUCAAAAUAUUCUAAAAACAGCUCCUUUAGAAAAAGAAAAUUAAUGUGUUUUUUCAUCCCCUGAUGGAAUGGAAAUUUGUUAUACCUUGAAAUCAAGUUUCUUUGCAGACUGUAUAGUAUUUUCUGCCGUCUUGUUGAAGAUUUUUUUUCUCCUUUAUUUUCAUGCUUACCUUUUGAAGUUUCUUAGGGAAAACAACAGUAAAAUGUAAGUAAUCAUAUUAAUUUCAAAUUGAGUAUUCCUUUUCUCUUUCUCUGGAUUAGACUUUUUUUUUCUGUAGCCCUGUCUUAACAGACUGUAACCAAUCUGUGACUUGCUCUUGACAGUACUACUUUUCUGCACUUUCAUCAGAUGAGGCAGCAAAGAAGAGAAUGUCUGAAUGUAUCCAGAUCUCAUUUGCUGUCUGUAGAAUUGGCAUUUACACGUGUUUUAGAGCACUCUGCUGCAAGGGACCACCACCUGCGCGCCCAGAGUAUGACCUGGUCUGCAUAGGCCUCACGGGCUCUGGCAAGACCAGCCUCCUGUCCAAGCUCUGCAGCGAAAGCCCCAACAGCGUGGUGUCGACCACAGGUUUUAGUAUAAAAGCAGUGCCAUUCCAGAAUGCCAUCUUGAAUGUAAAAGAACUUGGAGGGGCUGAUAAUAUCCGGAAAUACUGGAGCCGCUACUACCAAGGAUCGCAAGGGGUAAUAUUUGUAUUAGACAGUGCCUCUUCAGAAGAUGAUUUAGAGACUGCUAGAAAUGAACUGCACUCAGCUCUUCAGCACCCACAGUUAUGCACUUUACCGUUUUUAAUAUUGGCCAAUCAUCAAGACAAGCCAGCCGCUCGAUCAGUACAAGAGGUAUGUCUCAUUAAGGCAACAGCUCUUUGUCUGUCUUGUUUGUUGACUUUUGCUGCCAUGUUGGAGUCUGAAAAGAUUCCUGUAGUUGGAGAUAUGCUGGUUAUACUGUUUUGCAACAUGAGACCUAAGUUUUUUAGAAAACAGAAAGCCUAUAUCAACCUGAUAAAAAUUAUUAUUCACACCCAUAACCCCACUUGGAGACCAUAGAUUUUUUUUUUUUAACUGUUUAGCGAAAGUUAAAGGAUUUAUAGGAAUAGAUUUCUCAUCUAUUUUAAAGGGCUAAAGGCCUGGUCAUUUAACUUUUUUUUUUUUUUUACCUCGACAGCUUACUUAGUUCAUUCUUCUUUUCAAGGAAUGCGUCGUGCGUAUUACCAUGCAUCACUUGCCCUCAAAUGUCGUGUUCUUGUCCCUCUGAAAUGCUCACUGUGGACGAGAAGCAAUGGGUCCUAUUCUGUAAUCAGCCAGGCUGAAAAGUGGUGUCUUAUCUUGCAAGUUCCAUGCCAGCAAAUACCUUUUAGUAAGGACCCAUUCUUUAUCUUCCAUAUUUAAUUUCAUUUCUUAGCUUGUAUCUUUCCUAUAAAAGCAUGAGACUAAUUCUGGGCAGAUAAUCAGUGUCUCAGCAGAGUUUCUGAUUCAUGGUACUAAAGUAAUAAGAUAUGUGAAUAGCUUUCAAAACUUAAAUUAUAGUGAAUUUUAACCUUAAGAAUAGUGAAAUCAAAACUUUUGAUGUAUUCCUUUACACCUGUAACUUUCAGGAUAUGUUCCAUUACUUCCCCCAUGCCCCCCCCUUCAAAAAUU
Delphinapterus leucas (beluga whale) is the source of this 4367-nucleotide messenger RNA. The record is from RefSeq and is a predicted model, not a curated record. Lineage: Eukaryota; Metazoa; Chordata; Mammalia; Artiodactyla; Monodontidae.